AUGCGAUUGACGGUCGAACUUAUUCAAAACUCGCUAUCAUACAUCAACCCGCUGAAAGAUCGUGAGCUAGAUCUCCGAGGGCACAAGAUUCCUGCGAUUGAAAAUUUGGGUAUCGCCAAGGACCAAGAUGCGAUCGAUUUCACAGACAAUAACAUCUCAUCGCUGGGGAAUUUCCCCUUCUUCCCGCGUCUGCGCAUGCUUCUCCUAGCCCGGAAUAGAAUUAAUCAUAUUCACCCGAAGCUGGCCGCUUCAAUCCCGAAUCUGACGACGCUGGUUUUGACGUCGAAUAAUCUGGGGGAGUUGGCAGACUUGGAUCCGUUAGGGGAUCUAUCGAGUUUGACACAUCUGGUAUUGAUGGAGAAUCCAAUUACGAGAAAGGAGCAUUAUCGCCUCUGGGUUAUCUGGAGAAUCCCCAACGUCCGCUUUCUGGAUUACCGAAAAGUCAAGGACGCAGAGCGUGCGCAAGCCAAAGAACUCUUCGGAACCCGAGAAGAACCAACGGCACUUGCAUCCAAGAUUAUGGGCAUCAAGUCCCGCACAUUCGACGUGCCAUCUACAACGCCAGGGCAGCUUGCACCGGCCGACAAGGCUAUACGCGUGAAGCUGACUGACAAGGAAAGGAAGAAGGUCGAAAAGAUGAUUCGAGAAGCCAAGAGUUUGCAGGAGAUUACUAGGUUAGAGAGGGAACUGAACGAGGGGAGGAUACCUGGAGGAGCAUUUGAUGACGAUGAGGACUCAGAGAUGAAGAUGUAG
This is a messenger RNA of Monascus purpureus, 753 nucleotides long. The record is from the annotation of a GenBank genome assembly. NCBI's taxonomy places the organism in Eukaryota, Fungi, Ascomycota, Eurotiomycetes, Eurotiales, Aspergillaceae.